GCGGCCAGGGCAGGUGGGCCGCGAGGGCGCGGGGGGCCGCGCGCCAUGCCCUGGGCCCCGACGGCGCGGACGCCCCCUUGCGCGCGGGAGGCCGGCGGGGCGCGCGAGCCCGGGGUGGGCGCUGCCCCGCGACGGCUACACUAGGGGGCGCGGGGCCCGGCGGGGGGCGGCCGAGCUGGGCGCCCUCCCCCGGCGCUGAGCCCCCGCGCCCCGGAGGGAUGGGGCCGGCGGCCGCAGCCGCCUAAGAUGCCGGCCAUGCGGGGACUCCUGGCGCCGCAGAACACCUUCCUGGACACCAUCGCCACGCGCUUCGACGGCACCCACAGUAACUUCGUCUUGGGCAACGCCCAAGUGGUGGGGCUCUUCCCCGUGGUCUACUGCUCUGAUGGCUUCUGCGACCUCACGGGUUUCUCCCGGGCUGAGGUCAUGCAGCGGGGCUGCGCCUGCUCCUUCCUCUAUGGGCCUGACACCAGCGAGCUGGUCCGGCAGCAGAUCCGCAAGGCCCUGGAUGAGCACAAGGAGUUCAAGGCCGAGCUGAUUCUAUACCGGAAGAGUGGGCUCCCAUUCUGGUGUCUCCUGGAUGUGAUACCCAUAAAGAAUGAGAAGGGUGAAGUGGCCCUCUUCCUGGUCUCGCACAAAGACAUCAGUGACACCAAGACCCGAGGGGGCCCUGACAAAUGGAAGGAGACAGGCGGUGGCCGGCGCCGAUAUGGCCGGACAGGAUCCAAAGGUUUUAACGCUAACCGGCGGCGGAGCCGGGCUGUGCUCUAUCAUCUGUCCGGGCACCUGCAGAAGCAGCCCAAGGGCAAGCACAAGCUCAAUAAGGGGGUGUUUGGGGAGAAACCAAACUUGCCUGAGUACAAAGUCGCUGCCAUUCGAAAGUCACCCUUCAUCCUGCUGCACUGUGGAGCUCUGAGGGCCACUUGGGACGGCUUCAUCCUGCUUGCCACCCUCUAUGUGGCCGUCACUGUGCCCUACAGUGUCUGCGUGAGCACGGCCCGGGAGCCCAGCGCCGCCCGAGGCCCCCCCAGCGUCUGUGACCUGGCUGUGGAGGUGCUCUUCAUUCUUGACAUCGUGCUGAAUUUCCGCACCACUUUCGUGUCCAAAUCGGGGCAAGUGGUGUUUGCCCCCAAGUCCAUCUGCCUCCACUAUGUCACCACCUGGUUCCUGCUGGAUGUCAUCGCCGCGCUGCCCUUUGACCUGCUGCACGCCUUCAAGGUUAACGUGUACUUCGGCGCCCACCUGCUGAAGACAGUGCGGCUGCUGCGGCUGCUGCGGCUGCUGCCCCGGCUGGACCGCUACUCCCAGUACAGCGCCGUGGUGCUCACCCUGCUCAUGGCCGUGUUCGCCCUGCUCGCCCACUGGGUGGCCUGCAUCUGGUUCUACAUCGGCCAGCGGGAGAUCGAGAGCAGCGAGUCAGAGCUGCCCGAGAUUGGCUGGCUGCAGGAGCUGGCCCGCCGGCUGGAGACCCCCUACUACCUGGUGGGCCGGAGCCCAGCUGUGGGGAACAGCUCUGGCCAGGGCGAUAACUGCAACAGCAGCGGCAGCAGCAGUGAGACCAACAGCACAGGGCUAGAGCUCCUGGGAGGCCCAUCGCUGCGCAGCGCCUACAUUACCUCGCUGUACUUCGCACUCAGCAGCCUCACCAGCGUGGGCUUUGGCAAUGUGUCCGCCAACACGGACACUGAGAAGAUCUUCUCCAUCUGCACUAUGCUCAUAGGAGCCCUGAUGCACGCAGUGGUGUUCGGGAAUGUGACAGCCAUCAUCCAGCGCAUGUACGCCCGCCGCUUUCUGUACCACAGCCGCACCCGCGACCUGCGGGACUAUGUCCGCAUUCACCGCAUCCCCAAGCCCCUCAAGCAGCGCAUGCUCGAGUACUUCCAGGCCACCUGGGCCGUGAACAACGGCAUCGACACCACUGAGCUACUGCAGAGCCUCCCAGACGAGCUGCGCGCCGACAUCGCCAUGCACCUGCACAAGGAGGUCCUGCAGCUGCCGCUGUUUGAGGCUGCCAGCCGCGGCUGCCUGCGGGCACUGUCCCUGGCCCUGCGGCCUGCCUUCUGCACGCCCGGCGAGUACCUCAUUCACCAGGGUGACGCGUUGCAGGCCCUCUACUUUGUCUGCUCCGGCUCCAUGGAGGUGCUCAAGGGUGGCACUGUACUCGCCAUCCUAGGGAAGGGCGACCUGAUCGGCUGUGAGCUGCCCCGGCGCGAGCAGGUGGUCAAGGCCAACGCAGAUGUGAAGGGGCUGACCUACUGUGUCCUGCAGUGUCUGCAGCUGGCUGGGCUGCACGAAAGCCUUGCACUGUACCCCGAGUUUGCCCCUCGCUUCAGCCGGGGCCUCCGAGGGGAGCUCAGCUACAACCUGGGUGCUGGCCACGCAGAGGCAGACACCAGCUCCCUGAGUGGUGACAACACUCUCAUGUCCACACUGGAGGAGAAGGAGACAGACGGGGAGCAGGGCCCCACAGCCUCACCAGCCCCAGCCGACGAGCCCUCUAGCCCCUUGCUGUCCCCUGGCUGCACCUCCUCCUCAUCUGCUGCCAAGCUUCUGUCCCCACGGCGCAUGGCACCCCGGCCCCGUCUUGGUAGCAGAGGGCGGCCUGGCAGGGCAGGGGCCUUGAAGGCUGAGGCUGGGCCCCCUGCUCACCCACGGAGCUUAGAGGGACUGCGGCUGCCCCCCGUGUCAUGGAACAUGCCCCCGGACCUGAGCCCCAGGGUAGUGGAUGGCAUUGAGGACGGCUGUGGCUCCGACCAACCCAAGUUCUCUUUCCGAGUGGGACAGUCUGGUCUGGAAUGUAGCAGCAGCCCUUCCCCUGGACCAGAAAACAGCCUGCUCACUGUCCCCCUGGGGCCAAGUGAGGCGAGGAACACAGACACACUGGACACAUUGGACAAGCUCCGGCAGGCGGUGGUCGAGCUGUCUGAGCAGGUGCUGCAGAUGCGGGAGGGGCUGCAGUCACUUCGCCACGCUGUGCAGCUGGUGCUGGCACCCCAUGGAGAAGGCCGGUGUCCUAGGGCUUCAGGUGAGGGGCCGUGCCCAGCUGGCACCUCUGGGCUGCUGCAGCCUCUGUGUGUUGACACGGGGGCACCCUCCUAUAGCCUGCAGCCCCCCACUGGCUCCGUUUUGAGUGGGACUUGGCCCCACCCUCGUCCAGGCCCUCCUCCUCUUGUAGCACCUUGGCCCUGGGGCCCCCCAGCAUCUCAGAGUUCCCCCUGGCCUCGAGCCACAACUUUCUGGACCUCCACUUCUGACUCAGAGCCCCCUGGCUCCGGAGACCUUGGCCCUGAACCCUGCACACCUGGCUCUCCACCUGCUGAGGAAGGGGCAAGGACUGGGCUCCCAGAGCCCACGGACCAGGCUGAGGCAGCCAGCACUGGAGAGCCCCCACCAGGCCCAGGGGGCCUGGCCCUGCCCUGGGAACCCCAUAGCCUGGAGAUGGUGCUCAUUGGUUGCCAUGGCUCUGGCACGGUCCAGUGGACCCAGGAGGAAGGCACAGGGGUCUGACUGCCAGCCCCAGAACUCAGUGUUGCCUGACAUGCUGCCAUCUGCUGCUCUGCCCAAGCUCAGGGUGGAAUAAGGGCAGCAGCCUCCAGGACUCCCUGCUGCCCGCUGGCUCAGGGCAGGGAGCCUGUACAUGGCAGGCCUGGCCCCCGAUGUGGAGGUGGAAGGUGGGCUGGAGCCUCAGGGCAGGCCCUAGGCUAGGAACCCUUAGGCCCUUCCACUGGGGUCCCUGCUCAGCCUGCUCCUCUGACCAUCCUGUCUCUCUCUGCAGGCUGGGGGCAGAGGCCUGAGGCCAAGGAGGGCUUCUGCCACCCCCUGCAUGUGCCCCACCUGGCCUCCCCAUUUUAUAUAAUAAAAGAAACUGCUUUGGAA
Erinaceus europaeus (western European hedgehog) is the source of this 3876-nucleotide messenger RNA. RefSeq names its product potassium voltage-gated channel subfamily H member 3 (gene KCNH3). NCBI's taxonomy places the organism in Eukaryota, Metazoa, Chordata, Mammalia, Eulipotyphla, Erinaceidae. Bases 247 to 3507 code for a protein of 1086 amino acids. The record is from RefSeq and is a predicted model, not a curated record. The transcript is spliced from 15 exons. Gene Ontology annotation, cellular component: membrane. Gene Ontology annotation, molecular function: voltage-gated potassium channel activity. Gene Ontology annotation, biological process: regulation of membrane potential; potassium ion transmembrane transport.